AUGUUGGGUAAAAUACCUAAUCUCUGCCUAUCUAACGGCUUAGCAUUCUAUGAAGUACCGGAUUGUUUGAAAAUCUUGACUGAAUUAGAAGAAAGAUUGAUAUCACCAAGAAUUCCUUUUAUGGUAAUUCGAACUUUAGACUUUUGUAAACAAUUUGGUCUCAAAGGUAAUUUAGUAAAUGUUCACAUGAAUGUUGACACAAAUGUUUCAAUAUUACUCAGAAGUUUUAGCGAUACUCACACGAUUCAAUUGAAACUCAUGAGACAAAUGAAAAAUAAAAAUGCUUUUAUGUAUGAAACAAUUCGACCAAAAGUUGUACAUACAGCUAUAAAAUAUCUUGUUGAACAAGAACUAUAUAAAGAUGAAGGCAUUGUUAUAUCUAAUAAUUGGCUGAACGAAUAUUCCAAUGGAAGAGAAAAUUUUGUUGUUAAUGAUGAAGAUAAAAAAUUUGUUGAGAAUGAAAACACAGGAAAAGGUUUUGAUGACGAUGACAAUUGGAAUGAAUGUGACGAUAAGCCAAUCAAUCAAGAAGCUACUGAAACAUUAUUAAAUGAUGAGAUUGAUGAUCAAAAUGAUAUUGGUAUUAAAUUUGCUCCGGGAGAGAAUAACAAGCCAAUAUCUAUUUUGAUGGAUUUGAAAGUCGAUGAAUUAACAUUUCCAAAAAUUUAUUGUGGAAAACAAAGAAAAAUCAAACCAAAUGUCAAAUUGACUUAUGCUAAAAUUGCCAAGUCAGAACUAAGAAUGUUUGAUCGAAGAUGUGGAAGAGUAUCGAAACUAUUUUUUACAUAUAAGAAACUACAAACAAGAAAGUUCUCUGAUGCUAUUUCAAUAAAUUUGAGAAAAACAAAAAAUACGAAAAACGUAACUGCUACACAGAUGCUCAAUCGAGAUUAUGUAGAUGGAUUAAUACAUAAUGAUGAUGCUUUUACAUUCUUAAGAUGUGAUCGAUCUUCACCAGCAUUUUGGAAACUAAAAAAGAAAGAAGUUAUGGCAAUGAUCAGGCAAUUAGGAUGUCCAACACUAUUUUUAACAUUAUCAGCAGCAGAAACACAGUGGUCAGAACUUAUUAUAAUAUUAACUCAAGUUUUGGAAAAUAAAGUAAUAACAUUAGAAGAAGCAGAGAGUAUGAGUUAUGAAAAGAAAUGCGAUUUGAUAAGAAAUGAUCAUGUAACAUGUGUUCGUUAUUUUGAACAUAGAUUAAAAUGUUUAUGGGAAAUAUUAUCAGCUCCUUGUGGUCCAUUGCAAGGCUAUGAAUUAAUAGACAAAUAUGUCAGAACUGAAUUCCAAGUUCGUGGUUCACCACAUGUUCAUGCUCUACUAUGGUUAAAGAAUGCUCCAAAAUAUGACGAAAAUAAUCCUGAAUCAAUUGAAAGAUGUAUAGAAUUUAUUGAUAAAUUGAUUUCGGUUAGUUCUAAGCCAACGGAAUUUUCUGAAGAACUUAUCAAUUUACAACGUCAUAAGCACUCACAUACUUGUAAAAAAUAUGUAAAAGAUUGUAUUAAAUGUCGUUUUGGUAUUCCAUAUUUUCCGAUGAGAAAAACGAUGAUUUUAGAACCAUUUAGUGA
This is a messenger RNA of Rotaria sp. Silwood1, 1565 nucleotides long. The record is from the annotation of a GenBank genome assembly. Lineage: Eukaryota; Metazoa; Rotifera; Eurotatoria; Philodinida; Philodinidae.